AUUUUAGUCCCACAAGUUUACACAGGAAAGGUCUUUAUGGUUAUGCUUUUUUUUUAGUUUGAAUUUUUUUUGAAAAUCAAACUACAAUAACACAUCUUCUCGAGGCAUCAGGGUUUUAGGCCUUCUCCUUUUUUUGCUGCAACCGAUUUUUUGUUAGAAGAAAACGGUGGGAUGGUAAGGUUUGUUCAAUAAUCCAAAAAGAACUACCAGAGCUAUGGACCAAGCAAGCAAAAGAAGGGGUCGGCCUUUACCCGAUGCCAUCAAUAUGAAACCCAUUGCAUUUAACCUUGAAGAGGCUCUUGCUGUUGAGGCACUCUACAGGCCGAAUCUCUUAGUUAUUCAACAAGACCUCAAGCCAUGGGAAGUAUCACUCAAUUCUAGGGAUGGUGCUGUUCAGAUCCUACGUUUUCUUCGAAUUUGGUUUGAUGUGCCACAGAAUGUUUUCUUCACUGCAGUCACCUACUUAGAUCUAUUCCUUUCAAGAAUGAAGGUGCAAGAAAAAUACCUGAACUGUGCAACAAUAAGCUGUUUCUAUUUGGGGGUCAACAAAGAAAACGUCAACAUCGACUUGAACCAAUUGGUAACCAUCUCUCAGAGUAAAUGCUCAGUAUCUGAUAUGCUCCGAAUGGCUGGCAUCAUAAAAGACAAGCUCAAGGUGGAGACUGGUAAUCAGCGACUGACUACUUCUGCUGACAUCCUGAUGAUCUAUUUGGAUAUCUUCGAUUGCAUUGAUCCAUUGUACAGGGAAAAAUUCAAGAUUGAAGAACUUCUUACCCGCCUAGAAGUUCUGCUUGCAGAUAACUAUUGUGCAUUCUUCAGAUCUUCCACCCUUGCACUUUGCCUCUUGAAAUUUGAGAUAGAGCAAAGGAUGAUGACAGAAGCCAUUACUCGCAAGUCCGUUAUUCUUUUUGGAGAAUUUAUACACCUUCUUGCCAAAAUUCGUGACAUUCAGGUUACUUGCAAGAUUAAAACUACUGAUCUAGUAAAUUGCUGCAACAACGUAUCUAAGGUUCUCAAGCAGUAUGACAACCAAGAUCGCAGCAAGCACUCUCAAAAUCUCAUGUGGCGCUUCUCUUCUUCAACACUCGGUAGAGGCAAGCGUCAUCGCAACUACCAUCGCCCUCUCGACACCAUCCAAGAGAAGUCCCAAUGCUUCAGCAAGAAACUUCGUGCCUAAAUUAUGACCAAAUAAGUUUAAUUCACAGUAAGCACUACUAGCCCCUUUUCCUGGAAAUAUUUUUUUGUGGUUGAGAUUUUAAUUGAUUCAAAUAAUUUUAAAUAUAUGUAGCACGUUCUAAUGCAAGAUAAAACCAAAUGUGACUGAUUUCAGAUUGUGAGCUUCAUAAUGUUCAGUUUGCCUUCGCUCUUUGAUGAAGUGUCUUGCAUGAACGUGUUCUCUUUUUAAGAUUUGCAUGUACCGAUAU
Phaedon cochleariae (mustard beetle) is the source of this 1424-nucleotide messenger RNA. Lineage: Eukaryota; Metazoa; Arthropoda; Insecta; Coleoptera; Chrysomelidae. The record is from the annotation of a GenBank genome assembly.